This is a messenger RNA of Daucus carota subsp. sativus, 1300 nucleotides long. RefSeq names its product adenylate isopentenyltransferase. Gene Ontology annotation, molecular function: AMP dimethylallyltransferase activity; tRNA dimethylallyltransferase activity. Gene Ontology annotation, biological process: tRNA modification. The coding region runs from base 272 to 1183 and encodes 303 amino acids. Lineage: Eukaryota; Viridiplantae; Streptophyta; Magnoliopsida; Apiales; Apiaceae. The transcript has a single exon. The record is from RefSeq and is a predicted model, not a curated record. Gene Ontology annotation, cellular component: mitochondrion.
CGCACUUCAGUUCAAACGAGCACACAUAACAUGCGCAAGCUCGUGCCAUCGUUAGAAGAUCCAAAUCAAGGCAUUAUAAAUGCCACCAGGCCUCCGGUACACAGUACAAGCAUGAACAUGCUCUGUUCCCUUUAUAUAUCACAUCCCAAAAUCUCUAUAAAUACACACACAUGACACAUUAAAACCAUUAUUAUUACAUUCUGUGCAUCAUAUUUUAAUGAUGUUAAGCUUAACUACUUAUCACCAACAACAUUCUCACACAAUCUAAACCAUGCCCCACUCAACCAUGUUACAACAUUGUAACGCUACUCCUCCCCGGCGCCACCCCAAAGUCCUCGUCAUUCUCGGCGCUACUGGCGCCGGGAAGUCGAAAUUGUCGGUUGACAUGGCUUCCACUUUUUUCCCGAACUCCGAGAUUAUUAACUCGGAUAAAAUUCAGCUUUAUCGCGGUUUAGAUAUUACUACGAAUAAAAUGACAUUGUCUCAGCAACUCGGCGUCACUCACCACCUCCUCGGCCAACUCGACCCGGUCAACUCAGUGUCCCCGUCCGAGUUCCGCUCCCUCGGGUCCGCUAUUAUCGCCGACAUUUUCGCGCGCCGCCGUUUGCCGAUCAUUGUGGGCGGGUCGAACUCGCUCAUCUACGCUCUUCUGGUGAAACGGUUCGACCCGGAUUGUGACGUGUUCAACGGGUCGAAACCCGACCCGGUAUCCUCGGAGCUCCGGUACAACUGCUGCUUCAUCUGGGUCGACGUAUUCCUCCCCGUCCUAAACGAGUACCUCAACAAACGAGUCGACUCAAUGCUUAACUCGGGCAUGCUGGACGAGCUCGACGAAUUUUUCGCCUCCCCCGAGUUCGACUCAGUGAGUGAGACCGGGCUCAAGAAAGCCAUAGGAGUCCCCGAGUUCAAAAAAUACCUAACUAAUGAUUGCACAAAUUUCGAGGAGGAUCUGUACGAGGAGGCAGUUAGGAAUGUGAAGGAGAACACGUGUCAGCUAGCCAAGAGACAGAUGGGAAAGAUCCAACGGCUGAGAGAAGGCAAGUGGGACCUACGGAGAAUAGAUGCAACGGCGGCGUUUAAAGCGGCGAUGGGAUUAGAUGGCGAAAAAGCCGCGAGAAUAUGGGAGAGGCAAGUAGUGGAAACAAGCGUGAAGAUUGUGAAUCGGUUUUUGAAAGAUGAGUAGGUCUUGCACCUGUUUUUUACGUUUUCCUUCCUUGUUUGUUGCAUCGAUUUUGAUCUUUUCGGAUAUCUACAAAAGAGUAAUAUUACGUCCCUCUCAGUUUUUUAUGAAUUUUUAAAA